AUGGAGACGAAGCUAACGUCCUUCCUGCACAGAGCAGAGUGGGCGUUGCUGUCGUUGGAGCCUGGUAGCGUGGCCCCAAAAGUAGAUCCCGACCUCAGCGGGCCCGAAGGGUUGGAUUGCACGGCCUUGCAGAAGCUCUUGGAGCCGACCCGUGGAGGUGAGCUGGUGACCGUGCUGUCGGAUCCAUGGCUGGAGGAGCUCUCGAAAGUUCUCUCGCGCCAGGCGGUCGAUGCAGCCCUGGCUGCCGGCGGACUGCACCGUCUCGUUCUGGAUCUGACCUCGGCCAGCAUGUCUUUCUUGGAUGCUCCCUCCGGCAGCAGACCGGUCCGCGAGCGAGCUUUGUACAUGCUCGGGGUCGUGUUUCUUCAGCACUACAUGCGGGCGAACUGCACCGGCCCGGCCAAGGAUCAGGAUGAUGCCUGCCUUCCUUUCCACCCUUCCGCUUCUGUAGAGGAAGGUAUCCCAAGUGCUAUCCUAGGCGCCUUGGAGGCAGACGGAGAGCCGUCCUACGAGUUGCUGGUUUGUCCUGGGUACCUUUGGCUGUCGGCCCUGAUGUUCCGACUGGUGCCGAGUGAGAUGCCGAAGUUCGACGGCGUGGCCCUGCCCUUCUGGCGUGCUCGCUGUGCUUUUGCCUGGCAGCUCAGUUUGGCAGAGGCCUCUGAAAGAGGCUGUGGCCAGAGCCCAUCACUCUUCCGGGCCUCUGUGUACGAGCUGGUAUCCGGAGAAGCUUCGCCGCUCUCGACCAAGGGCUUCCUGGAAGCUUCCGCACUCUCAGCCAUUCAAGCCGCCACGGCCCCACUCCUGGAUACUUGGAAGCGGUCCACCGAACGGCCACCGGCAGUUACCCCGGCCGUGACCCUGCCAAAAGCCCAGGAGACCGAGGAGACCGAGGUGGAGGGUAGUGAUGCCUUGGAGGCCCUCCUCGAUGUCUUUGAGCCCCCGGCACGAGCCCCAACCUCCGCGGUUGAAGUGCCAGCCGCCGUUCGGGCCACGGUCCUCGUCGAGUUGGCGAAUCGCCUUUGCUGGUACAGCCGCCUGAAGAUCUGGGAGAAGAGCAGCGAUGCAGCCUGCAAGGCGAUAGGCUUCCACUACGAGCUUACUGGUGUGAUGGGUAUUAAGAGAGAGUUCCAGACGACCGAGUUUGCACAACUGGUUGUCCGAGCGAAAAGUCAGGCGGCCGGCAAAGGCAUCGAAGUAGAAGAGUCUGAUGCCAAGAAACCUGAGACACUAAGCUUGAAAACAGUGGACGACAUGACGGACGUGCUUGAGGUCCCAAAGCUUUCCAAGUCUGUUGACGAGGAGGUGCGGCUUGAGAUCGAAAGGCCCUUAACCGUCACUGAACAGAUUAUUCUUCUGUCCCGGUGUCAAUACAUCUGGGCAUCUAGCAAUCCCAACGACGAGAUGGUGCUGCAAGAGAUCAACGCUUUAGCACAGCGCGUUGUCAAGACGCAAGACAAGGCAAGGGAGGAGGAGGCAAACGAAGGGCCCUUAUUUACCGCAAACUGGCUAACCUUCAGCUGUGGUCUUUGGUACCGCUGCCGAGCCGAGCAUCACCGAAAUAAGACUCGCGAGCGCGCGGCAUUCCAACUGCAGUCCUUGGUCGAUCAGUUUGCAGACGAGCGUCCCUCUGCCGCCCAUCGACUGCGCACGGUCCACAGCGCCGGGUACCCGGCCCGAUUCCACCUCCAGCACGAAAUGGCCACGCGCAUGAUGCGCAUGGGGAUGAUGAGCACUGCCCACGAGCAGUUCAAGAAGCUGAGGAUGUGGCCCGAGGCCGUAGAGUGCCUCAUCUGUGCCGAGCGCAAUGUGGAGGCUGAGGACAUGGUGAAGGACCUCAUCGAAAAGCAGCCGUCGCCCCGGCUGUGGUGCUGCCUUGGCGAUAUCGUCAAGGACCCUGCUCACUACGAGAAGGCAUGGGAGCUUUCCAAUCGACGCUUCGCGAGAGCCCAGCGGGCUCUUGGUAAGUACUACUUCGACAGGAAGCAACUGGACAAAGCGGUGGAGUCCUUCAAGCUGGCUCUCGACAUCAACCCCAUGUUCGAGGGCAUCUGGUUCACUCUAGGUGUCGGCCUGAUGCAGUUGGAGAGGAUGGAGGAGGCCAUGAUCGCCUUCUCCCGCGUACUUUCCAUCAACGACGAGGACGGCCAGGCGUGGGCGAACCUUGCUGCCGUGCACCUGCACCAAGACCGCGUGAAGGAGGCUCGUGCCUGCAUGGUGGAAGCCACGAGGAGGUGCCGCCAAAACUGGCGGAUGUGGGAGAGCUUCAUGGGCAUUUGCAUGAAGCUCCGAGACAUCCCCGGUGUCAUCCAAGCCUUGCGUCGCCUGGUGGAGCUUGGGCAAAUGGGCCGAGUGAAGCGAAGCGUCCUGACGCUGGUCACACAGGCCGUCAUAGUCGACGCAGACGGUCUCUACGAAGGCCGCACUGGCAGGACUGUAGCGGUCGCCGAGACGGUCGGAAAGCUGCACCGCACGGGCCACAGCGUGCUCGUGAUCCGCUGCAUGGAGUCCGCACCCGACAGACCGGACUACAUUGCUGCAUUGGCCACUGAUCAGCUUGAUUGCGCAACUUCCCAAACCGAGCUUCUGCAUCUGGUGCUGCGAGACGAGGCAGAGCAGACGCUGCAGGGUGCAAUCGAUACUGCGACUGCAGCGGUGGCAAGGUGGCUGUGUCUCCCGCAGGAGGCAGGAGGAGAAGAGGCCACUGACGACACUGUACAUGCUGGUGACUGCAAACCCGCCUCUGCAAAGCUGGAGCGCCCUUGCCACGCUGUGGUGGUGCAUUGCGCCGCCGGCGUGAGCCGCAGUGCAUCCAUAGUAACAGCACUUGUGAUGACCUUCGGUGCCAGACUUUGUGGCCCCACAGUCCUGGAUCCACAGCUCAGCGGCACACAGCCGCGGGUUGAUGGUGGUGCUGUCGGCCUGGAGCGUGCCUUAAGCUUCGUCGCGAGUAGAAGACCGGUAAUCUCCCCAAAUGAAGGCUUCCUCGAGCAGCUGAUGACAUACGAGGGGCAGCUGCGCGCCGGUGGCGGCGACGACGGCUUGCAGCCGACCUUCGAUCCGAUCCUGCACAAGGUACGCACAGUCGCAGCAGUGUGUGCGGUGACUCCUGAGCUGGCUCGCCGUGCUCUCGACAAUGCUGGGAUGGAUAUCAACAGGGCAGCAGAGUUUAUCUUCACCGGUGUGGCUGCUGGAGAUGUCUCCGGCGCCUUAGAAAGCCGGCUGCGGGAAAGCAGGGCUCUUCAGGCACGAUUGUGGGCCGUGGCCUUAGAUGAGAACGACCCGGCGGUCUUCAGCGACCUUCUCCAGGACUUGACCGGCUGUCUGGACUUGCUCAACGAAAUUCUAGAUGACCCAGCUGCGAAAGAAGCAUCCAAGGCGCAUGUGCAGCCGUUUGCCUACCUGGCGCGGGACGCAGCGAAGCGAUUGAAAGACAGGUUCGACAUGACGGUCCAGGACACGAUGCACGUUUCAAGCUUGCGUCGCAUUGGUGCGAUUCUUCGGAAGGGCCGUUUCCCACGAUGCAGCAUUCUUCCGUAG
This is a messenger RNA of Symbiodinium sp. CCMP2456, 3537 nucleotides long. The record is from the annotation of a GenBank genome assembly. Lineage: Eukaryota; Dinophyceae; Suessiales; Symbiodiniaceae.